Penicillium antarcticum is the source of this 312-nucleotide messenger RNA. RefSeq lists its product as uncharacterized. NCBI's taxonomy places the organism in Eukaryota, Fungi, Ascomycota, Eurotiomycetes, Eurotiales, Aspergillaceae. The coding region runs from base 1 to 312 and encodes 103 amino acids. The transcript has a single exon. The record is from RefSeq and is a predicted model, not a curated record.
AUGGCCUUUGCAGCCGAAACAAGCGACUCGCCUUCGCAAUCCGCCACUGAAUCCAAGUCUGCUGCCCCCAGCAGCAUAAUGCAAACAACCGUUAGCCCAGUCGUCAGUGCUACAUCCCUCUCUGGCUCGUCCUCGGGGUCGCCUAGCGUACCUAUGACUACCUCUGCCAAGGCGAGCGGGAGUGGAUCUUCGUCUAGCGCUAGCACCUCCGCUUCGACAUCGAUUAGUUCUGGUGCUGCUGCGGCUCCUACUGGGGCUGGGAUGAGGAUUGCUGGCGCUGCUGGGAUUCUUGGGCUUGUUGUUGUCUUGUAA